GUCGGCUGCUGCUGCAGUGCAGUGUGCGGAGUUAAAGUCGCGAGAGGUCCGCGUGUAUAUUAAUCGCCGCAGCAACGAUCACAAACCGAAUCCGUCGAACAACUCAAACCGAAUGGUGGCUUUUGUCUGAAGAGGAGCAAACGGACUCAGACGCCGUGGUCGACAGACGUACACCAGAUACCAGACCCUUGAACUGGAAAAAGAGUUCCACACCAACCAUUACCUGACUCGCCGGCGGCGGAUAGAGAUGGCGCAUGCGCUGUGCCUCACCGAAAGGCAAAUAAAGAUAUGGUUCCAAAACAGGAGGAUGAAGCUGAAAAAAGAGAUACAGGCCAUUAAGGAGCUGAAUGAGCAGGAGAAACAGGCGCAGGCGCAGAAGGCCGCCGUGCUGGCAGCCGCUCAGGCCGCCGGUGAUCGCUAAAAGAAAAACGGAUAACAUCUUUUUUUUUUUAAAACAACCACCCCUGACCUAUAAUAUACGAGUUAUCAUUAAUUUUCCUUAUCGUUUUAUUAUUAUUAUUUUAUUUUUUACCCCCUUCGUCGCCAUAUUUUUUUAACGUUUUU
Diuraphis noxia (Russian wheat aphid) is the source of this 564-nucleotide messenger RNA. RefSeq names its product homeotic protein ultrabithorax-like. Gene Ontology annotation, cellular component: nucleus. Gene Ontology annotation, molecular function: RNA polymerase II cis-regulatory region sequence-specific DNA binding; DNA-binding transcription factor activity, RNA polymerase II-specific. Lineage: Eukaryota; Metazoa; Arthropoda; Insecta; Hemiptera; Aphididae. The record is from RefSeq and is a predicted model, not a curated record. Gene Ontology annotation, biological process: anterior/posterior pattern specification; negative regulation of transcription by RNA polymerase II.